AAUUUAAAACCAAACAAACUUCAAACCAAAAUAAAAACUUAAUAACGAUACGAUUGCCGGAAGCCGCCGGUCAGAGCACAGAGAACCGUUAAAUCCCGAAGAUCGUGGGACACUGGUGGGCUACUGUAAAUUGCCGAUUCAGCUUGGAAGCUACGCUGCCAGUUUACACCACUUCUCUCUCUCUUUCUUGUAAAUCAUUUCCAACAAAUUUCUGGAACAAGUAUUUCCCCUCUACCGCCAUUUCAACUAGGGUUCAUCGGAGAUCGUCGUAAACUCCUGGAUCCAAGAUCGAAGAUCAAUUUUCUCGUCCAGCAACCACAAUUUGUCGGCAUUUCUUCAAAAACUACAGCUAAGUAGUUGUAAUUCGAUACUCUACAAGCUGGUUGUGCUUCUCUUCUCUUCCUGUCCAUGUGUUUAGUUUCUUGCCUCUUUCUUGGAAAAGCAUCGAUGGUUCGUGCGAUCCAGUAUAUGUGCGGCAUGUAAAGAAUUAGGGUUCUGAGAGUAUAUUUCUGUUGAGUUAGGUCUUUUCCUGAUUGAUUUCGAGUUCGGUUUUGCGCGAGGUGGAUUUUCUUUUUUGGCUCAAAUGGCGAUUAUUGGAGAUGCGCUUCGCCAGGCGUUCAUGCCUAAGCACGAGUAUGAGAAUCUUCGCGAAGAAGAAAAGGCUUGGGGCAAGCUUCAGAAACCACUGGUAAUGGCUCUUGUCGCUUUGAUAGGGCUCGCAAUUAUUGUAUGCACGAGUAUCAGUUUGAACAUAGUCUUCCCUGACGACAUCGGAAAUAGACCGUUCUGCAGCGACAGGAGGCUUCAGCCUCUUCCCAUGAUGAAUGGGAAAGGAGGCGAAUCUGAUCAUUUUCUUGGAGCUUUUUACCUCACUAAUCAAGAAAUCGUGGACUAUUAUUGGAUGCUCGUGUUCAUCCCCUCAGUAGUCGCAUUUUUUGCAUCGGCUAUUUAUCUUGUUGCCGGCAUAGUUGUUGCUUAUUCUGCUCCAAGUAGACAUGGUUGCUUGAAGGUUGUUGAGAAUAGCUACUGUGCAUCCAGAAGAGGUGGGGUUCGCUGUCUUACCAUCCUGAAUGUUGUUUUUGCCAUCAUCUUUGGCCUCUUGGCAUUAUUUCUUGGUUCAAGUCUUCUCACCUUGGGUGGCAGCUGCUCUGUUCCCCUGUUUUGGUGCUAUGAGAUCUCAUCAUGGGGUCUAGUUAUUCUCUAUGGAGGAACUGCUUUUUUCUUAAGGCGAAAAUCAGCUACAAUUCUCGGCGAGGGAGAUCUCGGUAGUAGAAACCUUGGCCUGGAAAUGUUGGUUGCAAAUCCUAUGGAAAUCACUCCUGAUGUGGAAAGGCGUGUCAAUGAAGGAUUCAAAGCUUGGAUGGGAUCUUCUCUCUUAUCCUCUGAUGAAGAAGAUGAACCUGAUAGCUAUGAAGAAGUAACAUCCCAUAUCAACCAUGCUAACUUUAACAACGGCCACAUUGUGUGAUACGAUUUUCCUUCGAUUCAGGUGAUGACAGGUAAAUUUUGGCACAUUGGAGAUCCGAUAGUAGCCAGUCACAGAAAUAUAUAGAUGGCUGUUUGUGGAGAUAUUUGAUACAACUGACCCGAUUACAAGGCUUGGAUGGAUGGUAGCGGGAGUUUUUGUUGAGAUUUGGGUUUUCCUUUGUCACCAUAAUCUUGAUAACUUGUGAAUAGAUUAUAGAACUUACUCAGCUAGUAGUUGUCUCCUUUUAGGUUUUAUUUAACAAUUUCUCUCUUUAACCAUCUUUUAUGGCUUUGUUUCAAUGUCUUGUGGACCUUUUCUAACUAUGAACAGAAAAUACAAAUUGUCCAACAAACACGUUGGUUUGUCGUACUAAUAGAUAAAUUCUUACCAAUUUAUUUUUCUUU
This is a messenger RNA of Cucumis sativus (cucumber), 1872 nucleotides long. RefSeq lists its product as uncharacterized. The transcript has 3 exons. The coding region runs from base 584 to 1468 and encodes 294 amino acids. The record is from RefSeq and is a predicted model, not a curated record. Lineage: Eukaryota; Viridiplantae; Streptophyta; Magnoliopsida; Cucurbitales; Cucurbitaceae.